Messenger RNA from Spathaspora passalidarum NRRL Y-27907, 429 nucleotides. It is a transcript of the gene RPS15, whose product is annotated as 40S ribosomal protein uS19. Gene Ontology annotation, biological process: translation; ribosomal small subunit assembly. Bases 1 to 429 code for a protein of 142 amino acids. Gene Ontology annotation, cellular component: cytosolic small ribosomal subunit; ribosome. The transcript is spliced from 2 exons. Gene Ontology annotation, molecular function: RNA binding; structural constituent of ribosome. The record is from RefSeq and is a predicted model, not a curated record. NCBI's taxonomy places the organism in Eukaryota, Fungi, Ascomycota, Pichiomycetes, Serinales, Debaryomycetaceae.
AUGUCCGACGCUGUUGAAAGAAAGAAGAGAAACUUCAAGACCUUCACCUUCAAGGGUGUUGAUUUAAAAGACUUGGUUGAAAUGCCAACUGAAGAAUUCACUAAGUUAUGUAGUGCCAGAGUUAGAAGAAGAUUCUCCAGAGGUUUAGACUCCAAGCCAAUGGGUUUAAUCAAGAAGUUGAGAAUUGCCAGAGCUAACACUCAACCAAACGAAAAGCCAGCUACUGUCAAGACCCACUUAAGAAACAUGGUCAUUGUCCCAGAAAUGAUUGGUUCCGUUGUUGGUGUUUACAACGGUAAGGUUUUCAACACUGUUGAAAUCAAGCCAGAAAUGGUUGGUCACUACUUAGGUGAAUUCUCUAUCACCUAUACCCCAGUCAGACACGGUAGAGCCGGUAACGCUUCUUCCAGAUUCAUGCCAUUGAGAUAA